CGAAGGGCCCGCUCACUCGUGGGCAGAGCAUUGGUGUGCCGACUUCAGAUACAAGACUAAAUACCACUUCUUUUCGCACUGAUACAUGGCGUCUCUUCUACGGCAAAUUGUAGCCGGCCCACGCGCCCGGCAUCCUGAAGCUGGGCUCGACCUCUGUUAUGUCACCGACAACAUCAUCGCGACGUCCGGCCCCAGCGGCACCUACCCGCAGCGCGCCUACCGCAACCCACUUGACUCGCUCGUCAAGUUUCUCGACUCGAAGCAUGGCCCAGAUUGGGCCAUCUGGGAGUUCCGCGCCGAAGGGACAGGCUAUCCAGACUCGGAGGUCUACGACCGCAUAUACCACUACCCGUUCCCUGAUCACCAUCCGCCGCCCUUCGCGCUGAUACCCAACAUCAUGGCCAGCAUGCGCAACUGGCUACACGAGAAAGAGGGGAGAGUAGUGGUUGUACACUGCAAGGCUGGGAAGGGGCGAUCUGGCACCGCCAGCUGUAGCUACCUCAUCAGCGAGGAGGGCUGGCCCGUGGAAAAGGCGCUGAGCCGCUUUACCGAGCGGCGCAUGCGACCAAAUAUGGGCAAAGGGGUUAGUAUCCCCAGCCAGCUGCGCUGGAUCGGCUACGUCGACCGGUGGGCCAAGCACGAUAAGUUGUACGUGGAGAGGCAGGUGGAGAUAUUGGAGGUGCACUGCUGGGGUCUGAGAGACGGCGUCAAGAUCCAGGUCGAGGGCUUCGUCGAGGACGGCAAGCUUAUCAAGAACUUUCACACUUUCACAAAGGACGAGCGGGAGAUAGUUAGAGGCGAGGUCAAGACCACGGGUAUGUCGCAAGCCGUGCAAGAAGUCAUGUACAAGAACGGCUUCGGCCCAUCCCAAAGCAAGAAGGACCAGGACAGCACACAGAAGAAUGGCUCCAAAAACGCCAGCACAUCCUCUGUAGACAAGACAGACAAUCUCGAUGGCGCCGCUGCAUCAAGGAAAACUUCACAAGAAAGUCUACCUCUGGGCACAGGCGACGUCGUCUUCAGACCUGCCAAGCGCGUCGUCCUACCGACCAACGACAUUAACAUUGACGUCGAGCGUCGCAACAAAGCCGCCUUCGACCUCACCAUGGUUACCGCUGUCGCACACGUCUGGUUCAACGCAUACUUCGAGGGCAACGGCCCCGAGCAAAGUAGCAAAGCUGACGAAUCCGGCAUCUUCGAAAUCGAGUGGGAAGCUAUGGAUGGCAUUAAAGGCUCGUCUCGUAAAGGCACGCAGGCUUUCGAGCGAAUUGCCAUAGUGUGGCGUGCACUCAAUGCUGACGAAGGACGCCCCGGUGUUGUCAUCACAGAGCCCAAAGAGGGUGAGGAAGUUCACCAACCGGCUCCCGCGGAUUGGAGGGGUGCAAAGGGCGUGGAGCCGAGCGAGGGCAAAGAUUUAGGUGUCCGAACAGGAAGUCCGUCAGAGUCGCAGGCAGACAUCAGCAGAACGACCAGCGUCAGAAGUGAAAACAAAAAGAACGAGGUUAUUGUAAAAGCACCCGGACGCGACAGUACCGACAACGAGACCAACGAGGUUCGAUCACAUGGCCCGAAAGGCGAGGAGGUUCUCAAAGUUCCGAGCCCUUGGACGAGCGCGGAGGCCAGCGGGACCGAGCCGAAAGCAAUUGCCUCAGAGCCAGUGCUGCCAAGCCACGCUGAUCAUACUGACAGCGCAGGGAGCGACUCGAGGUCGGAAGAGCAGGGUUCUGGGUCGCACCAGAGCGGAGGCCGUAUCGAGGGUAUGGCACAAAGCCUGAAAUAUCACGUUUCAGGAGCUGCAUCCACAAGCGACUUACCGGACGGAAGACCGGAGAGCGAGAUGAAGGAUGCGAAAGAGCAUGCCUUGGGUCAUCUUCAUAUGGGCAAAAAGAAGACAAGUUCAUAAGCACCAAUGCUGAAGUACAAUGUUGCAGCUAUGGUGGUGCAUCACUUUGAAAUGCUGAUGCACGGGUUCGAGGCAAAGUGAGGCGUUAAUCAGGGAUUUCGCAUAAUGGAUCGGGGGAGCUGUAGUUGGCGUCUGGUCAGCGUAUCACAAACACGCACGAAGCGUGUUUUCAUACAGGGUGCAGCAUGCAGUAUGCAUUGACGAGGCGUUGGACAAAGAGGCACAUCGUUUUUUCCUACGGUCAUCUGUCCGGUCAACGUCUGUUGUGCAACUUUGAAAGGGGACCGGUUUUUCGCGGUUUCAGCUUAGAUAAUACCAUUUACUUCAAACAUUGAUAUUCUCCUCCA
This is a messenger RNA of Cucurbitaria berberidis CBS 394.84, 2250 nucleotides long. RefSeq lists its product as uncharacterized. The transcript has 3 exons. Gene Ontology annotation, molecular function: protein tyrosine phosphatase activity; phosphatidylinositol-3,4,5-trisphosphate 3-phosphatase activity; protein tyrosine/serine/threonine phosphatase activity. The record is from RefSeq and is a predicted model, not a curated record. Gene Ontology annotation, cellular component: nucleus; cytosol; cell projection. Bases 86 to 1903 code for a protein of 605 amino acids. NCBI's taxonomy places the organism in Eukaryota, Fungi, Ascomycota, Dothideomycetes, Pleosporales, Cucurbitariaceae. Gene Ontology annotation, biological process: phosphatidylinositol dephosphorylation; phosphatidylinositol 3-kinase/protein kinase B signal transduction; negative regulation of cell population proliferation.